GUUUGCUGUUUGCGUACCGUGUACUUCGCAAACGCACAAAACUGAGAUGUCGGAGCGCAAUGCAUCACAGUUGCCACGUCGCUAAGAACACGUCUACUGCGCAUAUUCAAAACAUUUGCAUUUCGUGGCUGCAGGCAGGAGUGAGUUUGACAAAAUUCUCGGAAAAUUGGGUGCACUCACGCUUUUCAAAAGUGAUUCGCAAAACCCGAUUAGAUUCCACUCAACAACGAACCAUAUUACGGGUUUUAAAUGUGUGAUAGGUAAUGUCUGGAGGAAGGUUACCGCCGAGCCGUGAUGCGUUCUCGGUUGGUCAACAGCAACCAUACCUCAACCACGGCGGUGUAAAUAGUUUUCAAUCUCCGCAAAAUCAUGGGGGAUUUGUGCAUCCAGAUAAGAAAGGAGUAAACAAUCAGACUCAGAGUGUUUCCCAAGAAAUGAAUCCGGCCUCGAACGGUUAUCAAGAUCAGUACCCAAGCCAAUGGCCAACAUCUUUGCCACCACGCCAUAAUCAAUAUAGAACCAACCCUUCAAUGGUUCAUAACAUGGCUGGUGCAUCACAACAAUCAUCACAACAAUCCUUUAACAAUUCUCAUGAAUCUUCAACAACAUUUGCACCAAACAGAGGUCCAAUGAAUCUACAAACUGGGCAAUCUGGAAGUCACUCUCCAUCUCCUAAUUCCAUUGCCAAUGGCCCUGUGUCAGGAGUGGGCCCACCUAUUGGAAGUUCCUCUGCUCAUCCUCGAAUGGGACAAGCUGCACCAAAUCUUAGUGCACCCACCCAGGGACAGUCCACCCCACCUUUGGGGUCUUCUUUAGCAAAUGGACCUUCCCCAAAUUCCAAUUCUCAGCAGCAAUCCUUAGUUAAUAAUACUCAUGGAAUGCCCCAAACUGGUUCUGCAUUUACUCCAGUCACUUCUCAUUCAGGGCAGUCAUCACCAUAUCAAAAUUCAACCUCUAUGCCACCCCUCCCAAGUCAGUCACGGACAGGGUUGCCUGCACAUGGACAGUCAAAUACGCCACCCCAGACGCCGCAAGUUGGGCAGCAGGCAAAUUACACCGGACAAGCUCAAGGUUUUCCCUCUGGUCUAUCUCCAACCACAGGCCAACCAGGUUCUCAGCCAUUAUCAGCUUUGCAUUCCAAUAAACCUAAGAGACCUACAAUGCCAAUGACCACUGGGCCUGGCUAUCCAGGACAGGGUGGGACCCCAUUGCAGAGAUCAACACCUCCUCCUCCAGCAGGUUUUUCAGGGUCAACAAUGGGGCAGCACAAAACGCCGCCCCCUCCAGUGGGUCAACCAGGUGGAACACCAGGUCAGAGUCUAACCCCACCUCUCCCAUCAAUGUCUCCUGGAUCAGCUAUGCCACAAACUGGUUUUAACAGUCCACCAACAGGAUAUUCUCCCACAGGACAAGACUCUCAGGCUGGAAGACCCAUGUCCUCCAGAAGGAGGAUGUACCCUUCUCAGCCGAUGCAACCUUCAAUACCUGGGUCAGGUGGAGUGACGAAUGCUCCUGGGCAAGUGAAUCAACAGUAUCCACGGCAAAUGCCACCUAUGGCUCAACAACCAUCUGUUGGUGGUAAUACACAACAGUUUCCAUCUUCAGGUCUGGAAGGUCCAAUGGGAAGACUUACUGUGCAGCAAUCCUCAGCCUGCCAACCCAUUAACCUUUUAGAACAGAGGCAUGUUCUUCCUCAAACACCAAUUGAGCAGCCAUCCCCUAAUUUACCUGGAGACCUUCGGAAAAGGAACUGUGAUCCAAGUGUGCUAUGUUGCACCAUUAAUGCUGUUCCAGAAACCAAGAGUCUCUUGACAAAAUCCAAGCUUCCACUAGGAAUUCACCUUCACCCUUUCAAAGAUUUACAGAACCUCCCAGUUAUUCAUUCUUCUGUCAUUACCAGAUGUCGUUCCUGUAGAACAUAUAUAAAUCCUUUUGUCACUUUCACUGACUCUAGAAGGUGGAGAUGCCCAAUGUGUUUCAGAGUAAAUGAAGUUCCAGAGGAAUUCUGUUUUGAUCCGACAACUAGACAGUAUGGAGAUCCGUCCAAGAGACCAGAAGUGAGGAAUGCUACAGUGGAAUUUAUAGCACCAUCAGAAUAUAUGUUAAGGCCUCCACAGCCAGCAGUGUUUCUGUUUGUUAUGGAUGUUUCCUUCAAUGCAAUAGAGACAGGUUAUCUGCAUAUGGUUUGUAAAUUGCUGAAAGAAAACUUAGAGAAAGUGCCAGGAGAUCUAAGAACGCAGAUUGGAUUUAUAACGUUUGAUAGUACAGUUCACUUUUACAGUUUAAAGUCAAAGCUUUCUCAACCCCAGAUGAAUAUUGUUUCAGACUUGGAAGACAUUUUCCUUCCAUCUCCUGAUGACCUUCUGGUGAAUAUGAAUGAAAGUAAAGAGCUUAUAACUCAACUGCUGGAUUCUCUUCCAAACAUGUUCAGCAAUAAUCACAAUGUUCACAGUGCAACAGGGGCAGCCCUGCAAGCAGCUCUCAAACUAGUGGGUCACAUAGGUGGUCGUGUGACACUCUUCCAGACAACAUUACCUAACAUUGGCCCUGGAGAACUGAAAAAGAGGGAGGAUGGGCAGAAAUCUUCUCCAAAGGAUGUCCAGAAUUUAACACCAGCUACAGAUUUCUACAAGAAGUUUGCACUGGACUGUGCAGCUGAACAAGUCGCCGUUGAUCUGUUCUUACUUUCAGGACAGUAUGCAGAUAUUGCUACACUAAUGUGCGCGUCAAAAUACUCUGGAGGAUCUGUCAUGUAUUAUCCUGACUUUCAUGUGUCAAGGAACCCUGCUGCAGCAGAAAAGUUUGAAAAUGAAUUUGUACGUUAUCUAACAAGGAAGAUUGGAUUUGAGGCAGUUAUGAGAGUUCGCUGCACAAAAGGGCUUUCAAUCCACACUUUCCAUGGGAACUUCUUUGUACGCUCUACGGACUUAGUUUCUUUGCCGAAUGUGAGUCCUGACAGUGGUUUUAGCAUGCAGAUUGACAUUGAAGACUCGCUGACAGACUCCAAUCUGGCUGUGUUUCAGUCUGCUCUUCUUUAUACAAGCACCAAGGGUGAGCGGCGCAUCAGAGUACACACUCUUGCUCUGCCGAUCACGAACAAGCUGGCUGAUCUGUACGCCACUGCUGAUGUACAAGCCAUUGCUACACUACUUGCCAAAAUGGCUGUCGACAGAACGUUGACGUCAUCAUUAGGGGAUGCUAGAGAGGCUUUGAUGAACGCCUGUAUCGACACUCUUGGUGUUUAUCGUUCCUCGGUAGCUAAUCAGCCUCAGAGCAGUGGACUAAUAGCGCCCCAUUCUCUGAGAUUACUUCCGCUCUUUAUUUUGGCCAUCAUGAAACACAUGGCGUUUCGUCUUGGCUCUACAUCUCGUUUAGACGAGCGGUGUUUUUCCAUGCAGCAGCUUAAAGUUAUGCCUCUCAGCUUGGUUAUGCUGUCUAUCUAUCCAAAAAUGUAUCCGAUACACGAACUGUCGGAUGAGGGUUCUCUCCAGACCAAAGCUGGCCUGGUUGCGAAGCCUCCAAUUUAUAAUCUUUCGGGCGAAAAGCUUACCAGAAAAGGAAUAUUUCUUCUGGAUACUGGUCAUGCAUUUUACAUUUGGGUCGGACGAGAUGCCCCUAUUGAUGUAAUCCAAGCCUUAUUUAACGUCCCAAACUUCGGCAGCAUCCCAGAGAAUAUGGGAUCGCUGCCCGCGCUGGAAAAUCCUCAGUCAGAGAGAGUGAGAACAUUUGUGGAUUAUCUUCAAGCACAGCGUUCCUGCCAUGCUAACAUUUAUGUUUUAAAAGAAGACAGCCGAAUGAGGAUGCUUUUCCUUCAGAAUCUUGUGGACGAUCGGUCCGAAUCGGUUAUGUCUUACUACGAGUUUCUCGUUCAUAUUCAAAAGCAGAUUUCAAAAUGAGUGUAUUUCCUGGUGAAAGUGGACUCAGGAAACGCAGAGACAAAGAGAAACCAGACAAGAACCCACAACAAGCGGAAGAUCUCGGGAUAUUCCUUGAAAAUUAAUGGCCUGUUUUCUCGAACACUGAAAUCAUACAAUGAAGCGUUGCUACUGAUGAAAAGUUACUACAGAGGAAUCAUAACGGGAUUUGUGACGUACUGAAUUCGCUUAACAAGUCAAUGAGAAGACAUCACAGAAUUUAUCACACCUACAGUCAUUGGAAUCAUAACCUUUGGGGAUUCGUGAGAUUCAAGCAUUGUUCCCCCCCCCCUCCGUCUUCCCCAUCUGGAUCACUGAUGUCCCAUGACCCGAGGAAAAUUAACUACUGCAGGCGGACUGGUGAAUGAAGGGCAAUAAAAGGGAAAUCUAGAAGAAACGUGCUGGGUGUGAACUGCAGGCCCAGCUUGUUUGUUUGUUUGUUUGUUUGUUUUUUUUGGAGAAUUCAAUGGGAAACUUUUUGUCGGUAGAGAUUAUAAAAUUUAGAAAGUUUACAUUUUUUAUUAAUAAAUAUUGGAGCACUACCAUUUGAAUGAAUGAACUUACAUUUUCUGAGGGUUUCAUUUAAUAUUCAUAUGAUUAAAAAAGUUAUUAUAUUUUGCAGGUUUUUUUAGGUAAUUUCGCACAGUUUUUCCUGUUGAAAAGUAUCCUCUGAGUGAAAAAUUUUAAGUUUGCCUCGGACAGCUAAAAUUUGAUCGAUAAAACUUUCGCACAGCUAGAAUUUGACAGGCUUCGAGGUGUUUCGAUCUCUGUUCGUUUUGCCUUACGGAUAAACGAACUGAUCAACUCUCUAAUUUUGGGGAAAAGUUCUACAGUUGGGCAUUAUCUGGUGAGAAAUUAGAGCCUCGAAAACGAGUGUUCUUUAAAUGUAUUAUGAAAAUAUUAUUAUGGACCUAUAUGAAGAAGUAUGGAUUAAUUUCUUGAAACGAGAGAGUUAAGCUCCUUAGUCUUUGAGAAAGGUGAGAAGCAGCCUUCUGAUCUCGUUUUCAUAAAACUGCACUGCACCACUGAAUAAGUAGAUUAAAUCUUACGGCUGUUUUAUAUGCGGUUGAAAAAUUAAACAGUCCAGUUUCUGUAAAA
This is a messenger RNA of Stylophora pistillata, 5012 nucleotides long. Its product is annotated as protein transport protein Sec24A. Gene Ontology annotation, molecular function: zinc ion binding; SNARE binding. Gene Ontology annotation, biological process: COPII-coated vesicle cargo loading; endoplasmic reticulum to Golgi vesicle-mediated transport; intracellular protein transport. Gene Ontology annotation, cellular component: endoplasmic reticulum exit site; COPII vesicle coat. Lineage: Eukaryota; Metazoa; Cnidaria; Anthozoa; Scleractinia; Pocilloporidae. The record is from RefSeq and is a predicted model, not a curated record.